Molecule: messenger RNA, 2667 nt
Organism: Acanthosepion pharaonis
Lineage: Eukaryota; Metazoa; Mollusca; Cephalopoda; Sepiida; Sepiidae
Source: the annotation of a GenBank genome assembly
AUGUUUUCUUUUCUUUCUCUUUCUUUUUCAAAAUUUAUCUCACCGGCUUACUCUUUCUUCCUUCUUUCUAUCUUUCGAUUUCUUUUUCUAUUUCUCUCUUUCUCUUUCUCUAUCUCUUUCCCCCCUUAUCUCUUCCUCUUAUUAUCCCUGUCUUUCCCCGUCACCCUCUCUCCCCCUCUCUCUCUCUCUCUCUCUCUCUCUCAUUCUUCUUCUCUUGCUCUUUCUUUUUCAAACCUCAUCUUUCCGGCCUACCCUUUCUUAUUUCUUUCUCUCAUUUCUCAUUUUCUCCGUUUUUUCUCUCUGUUUAUGCAUCACUUCCUCUCUUAUUGUCGUUAUCUUUCUUUCUUUCUUUCUUCCUUCCUUCCUUCCUUUCUUUCUUUCUUUCUUUCUUUCUUCUUUCUUUCUUUCUUCCUUCUUUCUUUCUUUCUUUUUUCUUUCUUCCUUCCUUCCUUUCUUUCUUUCUUCCUUUCUUUCUUCCUUCUUUCUUUCUUUCUUCUUUCUUUCUUUCUUCCUUCUUUCUUUCUUUCUUUCUUUCUUCCUUCUUUCUUUCUUUCUUUUUUCUUUCUUUCUUCCUUCCUUUCUUUCUUUCUUCCUUUCUUUCUUCUUUUUCUUUCUUUCUUUCUUUCUUUCUUUCUUUCUUUCUUUCUUUCUUUCUUUCUUUCUACAUCUUAUUCUUACUCAUUCUUUCUUUUAUCCUCCCCUCUUUCGUAUUCUUUUUCUUUCUCUUUCUCCUACAUUCACUUUUCUCCCCACUCUCUCUCUCUAUCCUACUCAUUCUCUUCCUCUUCCCUUCAUCUCUCUCUUUCUCUCUCUCUCCAUAUUACUCUUUAUCUUCAUUUUUCUCAGCCUCCUCCUCUUGCUCUCAUUCUCAUGUGUUCAUAUCUAUCUAUCUAUCUCAGUCUCUUCAUUAUCUUUUUCUCUGUGUUCAUAUCUAUCUAUCUAUCUAUCUAUCUAUCUAUCUAUCUAUCUCAAUUUAUAUAUAUAUAUAUAUAUAUAUAUAUAUGGACAUUUCUACCGUCCAUAACCAAUAUCUAUCUAUCUAUCUAUGCAUGUUCAUUAUCUAUCUAUCUAUCUAUCUAUCUAUCUAUCUAUCUAUCUAUCUAUCUAUCUAUCUAUCUCAGUCUGUUCAUUAUCUAUCUCACCUUUAAACCUUGUAGCGCAGCUCUGAGUGUCGUCCACUUCUUAGCAAUUUUUUUUUCUUUCCUUCCUUCCACCAUUCCUUCCUUCCUUCCUUCCUUCCUUCCAACCACCCUCCCUCCCUUCUUAUCUACAUUCCUUCCUUCCUUCCUUCCUUCCUUCCUUCCUUCCUUCCUUCCUUCCUUCCUUCCUUCCUUUCACAGUUUCUUUCUCUAUCCAUUCAUCCUUUCCUUCUUUCCUUUCUUCCUUCCUUCCUUCUUUCCACUCCACCCUCCCUCCCUUCUUAUCUACAUUCCUUCCUUCCUUCCUUCCUUCCUUCCUUCCUUCCUUCCUUCCUUCCUUCCUUCCUUCCUUUCACAUCCAUUUCUCUCUCCAUUCAUCCUUUCCUUCUUUCUUUCUUCCACCCUCCUUCCUUCUUCUCUUCCUUCCUUCCUUCCUUCCUUUCUUCCUUCCUUCCUUCCUUCCUUCCUCUAUCCAUUCAUCCUCUUCCUCCCUCUUUUCUUUCCUUUCUUCUUUUUCCCUUUCCUUCCUUCCUUCCUUCCUUCCUUCCUUCCUUCCUUCCUUCCUUUUAUAUCAUUACCUUUUUCUGUUAUUAUAUAUCUAUCUAUCUAUCACAGUUUCUUUCUUUCUUUCUUUCUUUCUAUCUCAGUCUGUUUCUAUCUAUCUAUCUAUCUAUCUAUCUAUCUAUCUAUCUAUCUAUUACAGUCUGUUAUUGUCUAUCUAUCUAUCUAUCUAUCUAUCUAUCUAUCUAUCUCAACAUGUUCAUUAUCUGUCUACCUAUCUCAAUAUGUUCAUUAUAUCUAUCUAUCUAUCUAUCUAUCUAUCUAUCUAUCUAUCUAUCUAUCUAUCUAUCUAAAACAAAAGGGUUCAAAAUAUAUACUUCUAUCUAUCUAUCUAUCUAUCUAUCUAUCUAUCUAUCUAUCUAUCUAUCUAUCUCUGUCUUUUCUAUCUAUCUAUCUAUCUAUCUAUCUAUCUAUCUAUCUAUUUGAUUCUCUAGAUCUAUCUAUCUAUCUAUCUAUCUAUCUAUCUAUCUAUCUAUCUAUCUAUCUAUUUGAUUCUCUAGAUCUAUCUAUCUAUCUAUCUAUCUAUCUAUCUAUCUAUCUAUCUAUCUCUCUCUCUCUCUCUCCCUUUUGUUCAUAUUUAUCUCCAUCUGCUCAUAUCUAUCUAUCUAUCUAUCUAUCUAUCUAUCUAUCUAUCUAUCUAUCUAUUUCAGUCUCUUCAUUAUCUAGCUAUGUAUCUAUUUCAGUCUCUUCAUUAUCUAUCUAUCUAUCUAUCUAUCUAUCUAUCUAUCUAUCUAUUUCAGUCUCUUCAUUAUCUAUCAAUCUAUCUAUCUUAGUUUCUUCAUUAUCUAUCUAUCUAUCUAUCUAUUUCAGUCUCUUCAUUAUCUAUGUAUCUAUUUUAGUCUCUUCAUUAUCUAUCUAUCUAUCUAUCUAUUUCAGCUUCUUCAUUAUCUAUGUAUCUAUUUUAGUCUCUUCAUUAUCUAUCUAUCUAUCUAUCUAUCUAUCUAUCUAUCUAUGUCUAAUAAUGUAA